Hevea brasiliensis (rubber tree) is the source of this 1799-nucleotide messenger RNA. RefSeq names its product general transcription factor IIH subunit 2. Gene Ontology annotation, molecular function: zinc ion binding. Gene Ontology annotation, biological process: nucleotide-excision repair; regulation of transcription by RNA polymerase II; DNA-templated transcription. The record is from RefSeq and is a predicted model, not a curated record. Lineage: Eukaryota; Viridiplantae; Streptophyta; Magnoliopsida; Malpighiales; Euphorbiaceae. Gene Ontology annotation, cellular component: transcription factor TFIIH core complex; transcription factor TFIIH holo complex. The coding region runs from base 163 to 1404 and encodes 413 amino acids. The transcript is spliced from 5 exons.
AACAAUAAUAUAUGAAAAACAUAUUAUGAAAAAUAUUUGUUCAAAAAUUGUUAAAAGCCUAUGCAGCACAAAGAAGCAAGAAGCCGAUAGAAGAAUCAGUGGAGAAACGCAGCAACAGCAGAAGCAGAAGUUUGGUUCUUUUCAUCAAUUCCAAGGCUUAGUAUGAGCACAGCUGAAAAGAGGCAAUCUAAUGGAGAAGCUGAAGAAGAUGACGAUGAUGAUGAUGGAGAUGGUCAUGGACUUGAUGCGUGGGAGAGGACUUACACUGAUGAGAGAUCAUGGGAAGCUCUUCAAGAGGAUGAAUCAGGACUGCUUCGUCCUAUAGACAAUAAGAUCAUACACCAUGCUCAGUAUCGCCGCCGCCUUCGUUCCCUUUCUACCACUGCUGCUCGCAUUCAGAAGGGCCUCAUUCGCUUUCUUUACAUUGUUGUCGAUCUCUCCAGGGCAGCAUCAGAGAUGGAUUUUCGACCAAGUCGAAUGGUUGUGAUUGUAAAACAUGUUGAGGCUUUUGUUAGGGAAUUUUUUGAUCAGAAUCCACUUAGCCAGAUUGGUUUGGUGACUAUAAAAGAUGGGGUUGCCCAUUCCUUAACAGAGCUUGGUGGGAGUCCAGAGUCCCACAUUAAGGCUUUGAUGGGGAAGAUGGAAUGCUCAGGCGAUUCAUCACUACAGAAUGCCCUCAAUCUUGUCCAGGGAUAUCUUGAUCAAAUUCCAUCAUAUGGUCAUCGUGAAGUUCUGAUCUUAUGUUCAGCUCUCAGCACCUGUGAUCCAGGAGAUAUAAUGGAGACCAUAAAGCAAUGCAAGAAAUCUAAAAUUAGGUGCUCGGUUAUUGGUCUUUCUGCAGAAAUGUUUAUAUGCAAGCAUCUCUGUCAAGAAACUGGUGGAAUAUACUCCGUUGCAAUGGAUGAGGUCCACUUUAAAGAGUUAAUGUUAGAGCAUGCACCGCCACCCCCAGCAAUAGCAGAAUUUGCAAUUGCUAAUUUAAUCAAGAUGGGUUUCCCACAAAGGGUGGCAGAGGGCUCUAUCUCAAUUUGUUCUUGUCAUAAAGAAGCUAAAGUUGGUGAUGGAUACAUUUGUCCGAGAUGCAAGGCGCGUGUAUGUGAGCUUCCUACUGAAUGCCGUAUCUGUGGAUUGACACUUGUUUCUUCACCCCAUUUGGCAAGGUCAUAUCAUCAUCUCUUUCCCAUUGUGCCAUUUGAUGAGGUGUCUCCAAGGCAAAAUGUACUACAUCACAGACCACCGAAAACUUGUUUUGGCUGCCAACAGAGCCUCCUCAACCCUGGCAACAAGCCCAGCCUCUGUGUUGCUUGUCCAAAAUGCAAACAAUACUUCUGCAUUGAUUGUGACAUUUAUAUACAUGAGAGCUUGCAUAACUGCCCAGGCUGUGACAGCAUUAGACAUUCAUAGCCAGUCACCACUAAUGAAGAAUGAGGAAUAUUGCUGCAGAUUGUUAUGUUUUCCUGCUGCCAUACGGCUAUGAUAUUCUCCUAGUAAUGAACCUUAAAGCAAAGUCUCAGAGCAAGUUCAGACAAUGGAAAGAGCAGCUUAUUCAACAUUCCCAAGUUUUCCCAUUUUUUCUCUUAAAUAUGAUAGUAUGGAUCAAGUGAAAAUUCAGUUCCAAUAUUUAUGAUUGCUUUGCUGCAUUCCCUAAUUUCAUAUUGACCAGGAUCUAAUUCUUUGAAUAUUAGUAGCUACAAACAUCAGAAUGGAGACUCUUUGGGUAGCGUUAAUUUUGAAAUUUAUAUUAUUAUUGUUGUAUGAAUUUGAAAAAAUGAGAAAAUAUUCAUUUUUAAUUAUUUUAA